AUGUCUGAACUCUUGCUGCAGGUGGAGGAGGAACUCUUGGAGCAGGAGUUUCUUGAGCGCUGUUUCCAAGAGAUGUUGGAGGAGGAGGAUCAAGAUUGGUUUAUUCCUUCCAGAGACCUUCCCCCUGGAGUGGGGCAGAUCCAACAACAGCUCAGUGGCCUCUCAGUCAGUGAUGGAAAUGCAGAAGACAUUGCACGCAAGAGCAGCUUGAACCCAGAGGCCAAGGAGUUUGUUCCAGGCAUGAAAUAUUAGAGACCCUUCUGUUAGGGGCUCCUUUAUAGAGACUUUAUGUGACCUCUGUUUGCCAGAGGUCACCCUCACACAUACUUCGAUCUUACUGGGGUUGUGUGGGGCUUGAUGGGGUGGGGCUUGUGGGUGGGGGGUACUGGAUGCUCUUCUAUAAGCUUUUUAUUUCCGUCUGUCUCCAUGUAUAAUGUGGGCGGGUUAAUCAUUGUAAUGUUCCUAUUGGACCGCUGCAGAUUGUGGCUAGUUCUCCUGGAAGAUCGUUGUGUUAAUCUCAGAGGAUCAGUUUUGUGAUUUCCACUAUUGUGAUAGAGACUAGCAGUUUGUCCCUGUGUCAUUGCCAUUUUCUUUUUUUCAGUCUUUUAUUUUCUUUAGAAGGCCGUUUGGUGGGGAGGCGUGUCAUUAGAGUGGGAGGGAGGGAAUAGGACUGGGUCAGAGGAAACCUGACAGUUUAAAGGACCGUUGGCAGGUGGACCAUUCGAUGGACAGAAAUGGUGGCAGCUGACAACCUUUGAGGGAUUUUCACAGAAACACUUUUCCUGUUUCUUUUCUCCUUCCUCCAUUGAAGUUCUGUCACAGUGUGCAACAUGCAUUAACAAAAAUGGAAAAAAACAAAUAAAAGAAGCAGGUUCCCUCCUGGACAUUUUUUUCUGUC
Xyrauchen texanus (razorback sucker) is the source of this 898-nucleotide messenger RNA. RefSeq names its product polyadenylate-binding protein-interacting protein 2B-like. Lineage: Eukaryota; Metazoa; Chordata; Actinopteri; Cypriniformes; Catostomidae. Bases 1 to 252 code for a protein of 83 amino acids. The transcript has 2 exons. Gene Ontology annotation, cellular component: cytoplasm. The record is from RefSeq and is a predicted model, not a curated record. Gene Ontology annotation, biological process: negative regulation of translational initiation. Gene Ontology annotation, molecular function: mRNA regulatory element binding translation repressor activity.